AGAUACGCAUGCGUCGUAUCCAGCAUAGCUCACAUCCGUAAACAAUGUCGGCGUCUCUGUUCUGUAAGUGUGACAGCUAGGCCUAAGGAAACCUCAGUGACAAUGAACCCCGACCCUGAUUUCGUUCUCCGUGGGAAAUCCCCUUCGUACUGGUCCAAACCUGGAUAUCUUAGCAACAGUCAACUAACCACCACAACAAGCGGAGUGGGGAGGUAUUCUCCAGAGUGUUACCAUGACAAUUAUGACAACCAGAAAUUGUCCCAGUCAUUAAGAAGCAUGAGUCAUAAUCUAAACAGAGUAAGCAGUAAUUUAAAACAAACACUACUUGGAAAAGAUUCAGAAGCAACUAACUUAUCUCAAUCUAAGGAUUUCCACAGCAGUUUACAUACAAGUGCUACAGAGGCUGAACUGGCUCGAUUAAUGCAUCACAACUUAGAUUUGGAAGAUUCCUAUGCUGGUAGGCCACGGUCAAGAGAGGAAUCUCAGUGGUACACAAGCCCAGUCCACAUGUCUCAGACGUACCUCCGGCCAUCUCGGUCCACUUCGCCUAUACAUAACACAACUGGUACCCUUGGAGCAUUACUGGAUGAAGAAAUAGCUUCAGACAAGCAGGUAUAUAGAGAAAUUGCCUAUAAAGCACAAGCCAAUGAAGGUGGUCUUGCAGCCACAUAUUUUCCAGUUACUCUCGGUGCAGGUUAUUACAUGCAAGCAGCAGACAGGCAGACUGGGCCUCCCCUGUCAUCCACCAAACUUGUCAAGACUAGUCCAUCAAAGUCACGGUCAAACACUGGAAUAUUGAAGAAAUCUAAGCGUGCAAAAUCUGCAGCCAGAGCGGAUGAGCUUCUUGGUAACAGUGAAUACAGGAGACAUGAUAACAUGCACUUCCUGGUGAAUGAGGCCCCAACUAUUGCGUCAGCAGUGAAGUUGAUAACAGUGACGCCCUAUCAGACUGAGCUGGCUCGACUGCGGAUGGAGAGACUGAGGAUGGAGGAGGACAGGUUGCUGGAGCUGAAGAGACAGGAGGAGUUGGAGAGAAUACGAGGGCCCAAGCAGAAAUGGUACGAGAUGAAGACCCCAGAGUUCCACUACGAGGCUCACAAGAAUAAUCAGCUGAUCAGGUCACGUGACAAAUGGCAGGAUCUGCUGACAUAUCGGGAAGAGCUGAGUCAUGCCUCAGAUGACUUUCACCGUUCCUGGGAUUCACCUCUCACAGCUUGAAACUUUACAACCUUCCUGCAUACAGUUGACCCAUGCAGCAUACAGUUGACCCGUGUAGCAUACAGUUGACCCUUGCAGCAUGCAGUUGCCCCAUGCAGCAUACAGUUGACCCUUGCAGCAUACAGUUGACCCUUGCAGCAUACAGUUGACCCUUGCAGCAUGCAUUUGACCCUUGCAGCAUACAGUUGACCCUUGCAGCAUACAGUUGACCCAUGCAGCAUACAGUUGACUCUUGCAGCAUACAGUUGACCCAUGCAGCAUACAGUUGAUAAUAAUAUUGAUCAUGAUCUCAAAUGAAUUUUGUGGAAGUACCUGAAUUUAGAGAAUUUGAUUUAAAAACAUGGCUUAUGGAAGAAAAAAAAGGAAGUUUUUAUUGGUCUUAUUAUUUCAGCAUUUAGUUUAUUGUUUAUCUAAUUUAUUAAAGUUUUUAUUUUCUCCCGUAGAGGAGCGUGUAGAAUGUAGUGUUAUUUGUUUCACUACAAGUACAAGAGCUACAUAUAAUUGAAUAAUUGAAUUGCAUUAUUGGCAAAUAGUAUCACAAUGUAUAAAUCAUUUUUAUAUAUAAUAUAUAAUAUAAAAUACAAAGGAAUUAAAUAUGUAACUAGCAAACUGAAGUUUCAGUUAUGCCUUUGAAUGACGUUACAGUUGACUAUAGUGUUAGCAGAAUGUGACAUCCGUUCAUUCUGUCCAUCUGUUGUUAUUGAUAGUUAAUUUUGAGUUAAUGAAUGUCCAUGUAUCUUCUUGUGCUUGGUCUGGUCAUUCUAUAAUGUCAGUAUACAGGAAAUAGAAACUUUUAGCCAUGAGAUGAGACACAAUAUAUCAUGAAAUAUUCUACAGAUAAAUUAUAAAAUGUGU
Molecule: messenger RNA, 2073 nt
Organism: Haliotis rufescens (red abalone)
Lineage: Eukaryota; Metazoa; Mollusca; Gastropoda; Lepetellida; Haliotidae
Exons: 4
Coding region: 103-1218 (371 amino acids)
Source: RefSeq, a predicted model, not a curated record